Salvelinus sp. IW2-2015 is the source of this 3223-nucleotide messenger RNA. RefSeq names its product APC membrane recruitment protein 2-like. Gene Ontology annotation, biological process: regulation of canonical Wnt signaling pathway. Lineage: Eukaryota; Metazoa; Chordata; Actinopteri; Salmoniformes; Salmonidae. Gene Ontology annotation, molecular function: phosphatidylinositol-4,5-bisphosphate binding; beta-catenin binding. The record is from RefSeq and is a predicted model, not a curated record. Gene Ontology annotation, cellular component: plasma membrane.
AGCUCAUCUGUCUCACAUACUAUUGAAAUCUCACACAAACACAUACACACAACCACAUACACACACCCACACACCCACAACCACAUACACACAACCACACACAGUAGUGCAGCACAAGUCAGUCUCUCUCUGUCUCACUUUGAUGGGAGGAACUAAUCUGGGGGCGUGAACAAAGAUGAAUAAAUAAAGAACAGAAAAGAAGAGAGAGAGCCAUGGUGCUGAUUGAGUGGGAAGGGGGGAGUAUAUUGAGGGAGCAGGGAGGGAGAGAGGGAGGAGGAGAGACAUGGGCAGUCCGCCAACUCUGACGAAAGCUGCUUAGCCCAACCAGUUGCCAUGGAUACAGUCAGGAGUAGCACCCGGCGUGUGUGUGUUUGAGAGAGAGAAAGAGAGAGAGAGAGAGAGAGAGAGAGAGAGAGAGAGGGAAAACCAACAGGCAAGCAUCAGAUAGAACCAGUGAGGAAGCAAGAGAGUACCAGGCUGCAGGACAGAGAGAGAGUGUGAGUGAGAGAGAGAGAGAGAGCGGAACAGAGGGAAACAGCCGGAGAAAUUGAGUGAUAGAGAUAGCUAGAAGAUGGAGGUGCAGUCAGAAUGUGUGGAACCUCCUCCACCUCCUCCUUCUGUUCCCCCAUGCGAUCCCCAACCGCCAGGGAAGAUCAACAAAGCAGCCUUAAAGCUGUUUGGAAAACGACGCUCCAGCUCCGGAAUGGCCAGAUUCUUCUCCUUCAGGAACAAAGAAGCCAAUGGGAAUGGGAAUUCCGAGAAUGGGAAUUCUGUGAAUGGGAAUUCUGCGGGGACGGCUAACGAGCUCGUCAGGAGUAAAACGCAUGAUGGACUAACAAGCUCGGAGACAGAUGGACAGAGAGGGGAGGAGUCCGGAAUAUCAGAGGCGGGACAGGUGAGGUCUCUCAGCAAAUCACUGAGCUUCUUUUCGCUGCUCAGACGAGGAAGUGUGAGAGCUAAUGAGAAUACAGGGUUUGGAAGCAGGGGGAGGGGUUUAAAAGGCUUCUUUAGUAGUAUAAGGUGGCGGCGGAAGGAGAGAGUGACUGAGGGAGAGGUGGGGGUAACUGAGGGGAGGGAGGUGAGAGAGGGGGAUGUGAUUCUAAAGGAGGAAGUGAAAGAUGUCACUCUGACCCUUGAACCCCAGCCCCGCUCACCCCAGGAGGAUAAUGCGAGCUUGGAGGCUGAGCUAAACACAGAAUCAGCGGGAACUUCUUCCGCAGACAACGCCACAACACCACUCACGCACUCUACUGCCAUGACGACAAACCUGUCAGAAUUCCCCUAUACACCAUCCCCUUCCCCUCUUCACACUGCCUUUCACUCAAGACCCAAAACGUCCAUUUCCUCAGCAACGGCCACCCCUCCUCUGGAUCGGUGUGACCCCACCUCUGAACCCUCAGUGGACCGGCUCUGUUCACUCCUCUUCACUGACGUCACCUCGCUCAAGAGCUUUGAUUCGCUGACAGGAUGCGGUGAUAUCAUUGCAGACACAGAGGAGGAGGUGGCAGGAAACGUGGGAGGAGGAAAUGGAGGAGGAGGAAGUGUCACCAGUAGUAGCAGUAGCAGUGGGGGCGGGGUAGUACGCAGCUCCCCAGCUAAAUCCUCCAUUACUAACCAUGUCACCCCUUCCAGCAUUACCCCUACCCCCACUUCAGCCCCUGCCCCCCUCCCAGCCAGGGCACGGCUGAUGCCCUCUCACUCUGCCCCGAUUCAGCAGCCCUCUGGCAGCGGCGUGGUGGCCUACAUGGGGGGUGGCGAGGAGAUGGCCAGCCCUGACGGGGUGGACGACGCAGAUAUGCAGGGGCUCUGGCACAUGCUCCCCUCUGGGGGAGAGAACUCCCCCGCCCUCCCACGACCCAGCUCUCACCCGGCUCCCCCCAGGGGUACAGAGCGGAAACCCCCCCAGYUCAAGUCUCUGGGACUCAGCAAGAUCCCUUUAGUGGGGGGAGGAAGGAUGAGUAAACUACCCACUCAUGCUGCCCGUCAAACCUCCUUGCCCAAUGAGAAGGACACUAAGGAGGAGGUCCAGCCSCAACAGGAUGUCCCGGCCCUUAGAGAUGAGGGCUAUUGGGAUACGCCCUCGGCAACCCCCACGGCAACGCCUGACGACGGCUUCCUGCGGAACCAGAGGAUUGGUUUAUCGCGUGACAGCUACUCUGGUGACGCACUCUACGACCUCUACAAUGAGGAAUUGGACAGAUCUGAUGAAGAGGAAGAGSAGGAAGAAGAUCUGACAAGUACUCCUUCCCUCUCCACUGACGACUACAAACGCAGCGCUCCCUCCCAGACUACUCCUCCUUCCUCUUCCUCCUCUUCAUCUUUCCGCUCGAUGAAGGGAAGCACUAGCCUUCCCCGUGAGUCCAAAAUCCCUCUUAGUGUCAGACAGAACACACCCCCCCACUCUGUGAGUCAAUCAGCUCUUUCUACUGUCCUCGCAGCCACUCCUCCCUCUGACACACCCACCCAAGCUCCUCCCCCAGCCCGGACCAGGAUCCCUGUCUCCAAGGUGCCAGUCCGUCGCCCUGGGAACAAGCCCGGCAACGCUACACGAGGGCCAGCCCCCAGGAAYUAAGUCUGGACCAGGCAGCCGUGGACUUGUGUCUUUGGUUAGAACUAGACAACAUCACUGGACUGGUGUGUAUGACAUUGCCAGACUGAUUUAUUGUGAAAUGCAUCAGACAAUGAUAAAGGCUUGAAAGAGAGUGAUAGUAGCUCUAAACAACACUUCCAUUGAUCCUGGUGGGUCACGCCCCCCCAAAAGUUGAAGUUAAAAACAAAAAAUCUACAUGACUGGACUUGUGUGUAUGGGACACUUUUAAAGACUUCAAGUGGGUGAGGGGAGGGCAUUUCAAAGUUUGGGAUCCACUUUUUCYACAACUCUCAGCGCUUUUGAAUAUUUAAACAAUGGUCACAGAAUUACUCUGCACUGCACACCACUAGGAAUGUCUAGAGAAGCUUUUCUUCUUCUCUUCAAGUCCUUGUUUCUAAAACACAGAUCUUUAUAUGAUACCACGUGUUAAAUCUAAUGACGGCCUAAUCCAAUUAAACAGUUUGUAAUAAUCUAAUCGUUAACGAAUUACCUCCUAAUCCCAGACUACAAUCACAGUCUCAAUCCUCAUCUACAUAUUUUUUAUGCCAUUUAGCAGGCGCUUUUAUCCAAAGCGACUUACAGUCACGUGUGCAAUUAUUUCUACAUAUGGGUGGUCCCGGGAAUCAAACCCAC